Molecule: messenger RNA, 4992 nt
Organism: Canis lupus familiaris (dog)
Lineage: Eukaryota; Metazoa; Chordata; Mammalia; Carnivora; Canidae
Gene: LEKR1
Product: leucine, glutamate and lysine rich 1
Exons: 13
Coding region: 214-2610 (798 amino acids)
Source: RefSeq, a predicted model, not a curated record
CGGGCGGUCCGGGGCGUCCCCGUGUUCCCGGCACCUCCUGCUCCUGCUCAGGCGGCGGGUCCCCAAGCGCUUAGGCAGGUGCGCCCGGGGCCAGGGUCACCUGCAGGAACGGGAAGGCCUGACCGUGACCUGCUGCAACGCGCAGACUAGUGCAAGCCUGCCUGCCCCGGGCAUGCGCCCUCUGCCCCUCGGGUACGCAGGGAAAUCUUUUUAAUGACCCAGGAGGGGUUUCUAGACGUGAGAGCCCCCUUUUUUUCUUUUUUUUUUGGAAAUGCAGCCAUCCGGGAAGCGCUAUCCCUGUGCCUUGGGAUUGCACCUGGGGGGCCGGGGGCUCCGUGCUGCAGGUGGGUAGGCCCUAGAGCCGUCGCCCUCAGCUCGACCUCAUCGCAGACCGCCCCUUCCAGGACCCGUGAAUUGACAACCAGCCACGGCCCCGUGUGUAGCAGGCUGCAUCGAGGACGAGUUGGCCAUUUCUCCCGAGAGCGUAUUAUUUUACUUCAGAACUCCCUCACUGUAUUUUGGGAAAUUAUGGAUCGUCACAUCCCCAUGCAUGCAUUACCUGAAGAAAUCCAAAAGAUGUCUCCUGAAGAAAAAGUUUGUAAGUACUGUGGAGUCAGCUAUCUAAUUCUUCAUGAGUUUAAAGCUAUGGAAGAAAAAGUGAAAGCGAUGGAAAAAGAGAUGAAAUUUUAUCAAGGAAGUGUAGACCGUGAAAAGAGACUUCAAGAAAAACUACGGUCUCUUAGCCAAGAUUUUGAACAGUACAAAAUUGAAAAUGAAUCCAAAAGAGAAAGGAUUCAAGAUGUAAACAUGCAGUUAAAAAGUCAACAAAAUGAAUUUCAGAGGGUCCAGAAAGAACUGAGUCAUUUGCGAUAUGAAUUAAAAAUUAAGCAGAGACAAUCACAAGUAUUCAGUCAAAAAUUGGUGGAGUACAAAUAUUUCUGGAAUAAGACUCUUUCACUACUUACUUUUACUAAAAGGGAGCUAACCAGUAUUAAAAAUGAAGUAUGUGAUAAUUUUCAAAAUUGGACUUCACUGAAAGGAGAAGUUUUUCUACAAAUUAAAUCCAUAAGUGAAACAGCCUUGACAGAAAUAGAGAUACUAAAGAAAAGUUUGACAGUGUCCCAGAGAAAUAAGACAUGCCUUGAAGAGGAAAUGAAAAAUCUGAAAUUGUUGUCAGAUGCAGCCAUACUGAGAUCUCAGCAGAUUCAGGCAUCCAAACAACAGGAAGUAAACUUGCAAACCAGAUGCCAUGACUUGCAAAAAGAAGUCGUAGAUUUACAAUGUCAAGCAGAGGCACUUGGGCUAAAACUUCAGAAGGCAGUGACCGAGAUCGACAACUGUAAAGAAAAGCUCAGGAAUAAAUCUAAUGAAGCUGAUGACUGCCAAAGAGAACUUAGAAAACUGAAGUUUGAAUCCGUUAUUUCUGAGUCACGGCAUACCAGAUUGCUUAAAGAGAAAGAGGAUUCUUUAAUGGCUUGUCAACAAAUAUAUAAAACUUUACAGGAAGAACUGACUGCAAAAGAAAGGCAAGAAGAAGACAUAAAAAGAAGAAUUAACCUUGCAGAAAAUGAACUACAGAUAACCAAAACUCUUCUGAGUCAGACAAAGGAAGAGGUUGCAACACUAAAAAGUGAAAGGGAACUAAUGCUGAUUUCACAUCAGAAAAGCAUCGAGCAGCUGCAGGAAACCCUUAGACAGAAGCUGCUGAAUGAUGAUAACUGGAGAGAGAAGAUUGAAGCUGAGCUUUCCAAGGAAAGAGCCCGACAUUUAGUUGAAUUUGAGGAGCAAGCUCUGCUUUUUAAGGAAGAAGCUAAACUGGAACUUGAUAUUGAAAAGGAAAAACACCAAGAAAUAAUCCAAAAGUAUAAGAAAGAACAAGAGGAACUACAAACAAAGAUACCUGACUUAAUCGCAGGCGCUACUAGAGAUCUAAGGCUAGAAGUAGCCACCCUUGAAGAAAAACUCCAUGAAUCUUAUAUCCGAUAUACUGAAGAUUCUGAGUCGAAGGAGAGAGAAAUCGAAAACCUUAAAAAUCUGGUUGCAGACUUUGAAUCCCGUUUGAAGAAGGAAAUUGAUAGUAAUGAUUCUGUGUCAGAGGACUUCAGGAAGGAAAUGAAGCAGAAGUCGGACGAGCUAGAAAGAGUAAUGCUGGCACAAACACAACUGAUACAGCAGUUUAACCAGUCCCAGGAACAGAACACUUUUCUUCAGGAAACAGUGCGUAGGGAAUGUGAAGAACGCUUUGAACUGACAGAGGCUUUGAGUCAAGCCAGAGAACAGCUUCUGGAGCUCAGGAAGCUCAGUGGAAGUUCACCUUUGUCAUCGUGCUCCCCUAACCAGGGCAGCCUAACCUCCUCUGCUGCAGUGGUCAGUAAUCAGGGAGACAGAAGCCAUACAAGACUGAACUCUGGAAAAGGAAUCAAAAUCCCCAGCCUGCAUGGAGUAUCAAAACCCACCGCUCCCCCAACCUCAGCUCAGUCCAAGAGGGUCAGCAGCUCAGGUUUGCCCACUCUCCCCCAACCCCAUCCUCCCAGAGGUCGAACAUCUUCAGUAAAUGACACCAGACAAAGACUGGCUGCCAUUCUGCGGAGGAGACUGAGUCAACAGUGAGUGAUCCACACGGCACGCCUGGCCUUUCCAGUGUGCCAGGGAUACACUGUAACUGAGGAUGGCAAAGGUCAAGUUAUUAUCACAGAUCAAGAAUGCAUGUUUGUAGAUAUUUUUAAUAGGAUAAUUGGAAAAACUAGGAAUUGUGAAGCCACACUCUCUAAGAGACCUUUGAAAUUGCAACAGAUGAUGAAGUUGUCGGUAAUCCCAGAGGGCCACCCUCUAUAUUUCUAUAUCAUAUGUUUAGAUGUGUUCUAUGAAUAUGUCCUUUUAGAGAUCAUAGGUAAAUGUCUUCACUCAUAGCAUCUUUUCAGAGUUUGUUGUUUGUUGAGCUGAAUAGGUUAAAGAGAUGUAAAUCAUAUUUCAAAUAGAAAACGGAAGUACUUUAGUCCUAAAUUUGAUAAUUUCCAAAAUGUUUAGUUCAAAUAUUCACAGAAUUCAUCAUCUGCAUAGAAACCUCUUCUUUUUCACCUCACAAUCUAAUUGAUUAAUCGAAUUUCUUUUUAGGCCAGAAGUAAUGAUAGGUACCCUUCAAGAAGGCAGGCUUCCUUGUGAGGCUGGGAACUUCUAGAAAAAGGGACAACAACUCCAAUACAAGGAAAAGGUGGUUUACCUUUCAAACUAUUGAGAUUAUUUUUAAAAACAGAGAGCCUGGAUAACCAUGAAAAUUUACUUGGUAAAGAUUUUCUACAUUGAAUGCUUUUUGAUAAUCGCAGUUAGAUUUUUAUUUGAAUUUGUAUCCUACAGCCAUUGGGAAAAGAACUAAUUCAGGACAGUUCUGUAGAGGUGCAUAGUGCUAAUUGGGGGUUCACAUUUUACUACUGAAAAUGGGCAACUGGUUAAUAUAUUUUCAAUUUUCAGAGUGAAAAAUUAAAACCAGAAACCAAACAGCUAUUUUAAGUUAUAAAGCUUCAAGUCCCUCCUAUUUCUUAAAACACAACUCUUUACCUUAAGCUAAUGUUUGUCUAUCUUUUUCCUCUUCAAGCUGAAAUGUAAUUUUUUUUCAAGACUGACUGACUGUAUCAGGGAUAUCGAGGCUUCUUACUUCCAGAUAAGCAUAGAGUAACACGUGAAAUAAUGGCAUGUAAAACUCUCCUCUGGCUAUCAUAUUGAUGAGAGAAUCCAAAGGUACUUGGAAUCCCUCCCAUCUGAAAAAAAAAAAAAAAAAGGUUAAGCUACUAAGUAAAUUCAAGUUUAUCUCUAUCUUUCAAAGGAUUAGUCUAAUCUACCAGGAGUGUUUUAGCCUCAAAAAAAAGAAAAAAAAAAUUCCACAUUAGGUCUGCUGAUUCUCUGACUAGUUUGAGUAUAUCUUAUGUUAAGGCUCAGAGUGCUGAGUUUUCGCUUUACAGAGAUCAGUAUCCCUUAUGAUGGCAUUUGACAAGAGAACAAAACAUCGUUGAAUGUUGACCCCCAAACGUCUCUUUACAAAUAAAGCAUAAAUGCCCGAAGAGGUCUGACUUGGCUACAGCAGUACAGCUGAUUAGAGACAGAGCUAAAACCAGACCACUGUUAACUGACCCCAACUUUCCACCUUGCUUUUCCACUCAUCAGAGAUUCCCCAGCCCCCAUCAUGACUUUUCUCAGAAGCCCUACAUAGUAUUUACCUAAUAUUUUCUUUAAAUGCACUCACUUUUUAAAGUUAUUAAAAAGAAAACUUGACCCAAAGGAAGAAAAACUGUAUUGAAUUUGAUUUUCUAGGUAUAUUUUUUCUAAUACUUUGAAAUAAAUGUGUAUCUACUAAAAUAUGAAACGUUAAUUGGCAUACCCCCUAAAAUCAUCCUGUAUAAUGACAGUAAUACUCAUGCCAUACUCAGGGAAGUAUCGUACCAGACCUCGAUGUUCCUGAUCUGGUAUUUGCAUGUUUAUUACAAAUACUAGUGACAUAAGGUAGAUGACAAAAGCUGAUGAAAACUUUAGUAAAAGCAUACAAGAAUAUCAGAUGGUACACGUAUCUCCACAGUCUCACAAUUUCAGCAAUCUCUUCAGGAACCAUGAGGAUACAUUUUUCCUAAAUUAUGAAUAGAUUUAAAUUUGUAAAGAAAGUCACACACAAGCUUUUCUAAAGUGAUGUAAAGACUAUCAGUGCAAAACCCGGUUUCUUGAUUUGUUGUUACACCCUUGCUUAUGUAAUGAGUAAUUAUGCAAAUAACCUCUCUGAGCGUAGAAUCGGGAUGUGCGGUAAGGCUGUGUUAUAUUCCACAAGUACAUUAGAGAGAUAAACAGAGAGACAAUAUUUACGUUUGUUUCAAACUAGACCACUUGAAUGGUGCCAUCUAAGCUAUGUGCUGGUGUCUUUUAAAGAAAGACACUUAAAAGAGAAUCACAUUAGUGUAUGUAACCUGGGGAUUUAAGAGCACGAACUAAAAAAAAAAAAAAAAAAAAAAA